ACUGAAAGUAAUUGAAGCCGAUGAGACAGAUCUUGAGUAGCUUGAGAAUCGAGGUUAGCGAGAAAGGUGUUUUGUUUUUAAGGUCCAGGUGUUUCGUCAGUUGUUCUUCGACCAGAUCGAUUACAAUAUCGACAGGGAUGCUGGUGAAGAGAUCCUUUACGUCAUUUUGAAAGGCAGCUGUUGGUCAUGCCACAGGUUGUUCAUUGAUGAGAGUGAAAUUGAGGCGAAGAUAUUUUUCGCCGAAUUGAAUGCCCUUGACUGCGGUUCGCUGACAGUGGCGGAAAGCUUGAGAGAAGUGAAACGUUCGAAGAUUAAUGUCGACGUAGCGGAUUCCACCAUUCAGACGGACGAAUCAAUGUUUGAUGUCAGCGACGGUUGUUCGAUGGACCAGAAAAUAGCUCGACUUGUAGCUGAAGCUGAAGGCGUUUCGUCCAAUGGCGAUUACCAUUCAUGCAACAAAAACUUGCUGAAAAUUCGGAAACAGAUUUCUAACGAGUUCUGCAAAAAUGUGCUUUUCAAGAGACCACGCAGAUGUCCGCAGUGCAGCGUUUUUGUUCCAAAUUUGAGGCACGAGUACAAGCGAUCGAUUAUGGCAAAGUUCCCUGAAGACAAGUCAAAGAAAUCUACAAGGCAGACGACGAAGAUUAAGGAUAAAGCCGCGAUGAUCGAUCUUCAGUUUGAGGUCACAUCUCCUGAUACUUCCGCUACAUUCAUUGACACGCCAAAAGAACUAGAGGUGACUGAAUCGAUUGGCGGAUACCAAUUUCUGGCUCCUUCCCAAGUGAUGGAGCACUUCCGUCAAGUCUGGUUGAAUGGCGGUCAAAAGAUGUUAACUGCAGUUUUUCCUUUUUUGAAUGCUAGCGAAAUGACCGCCAACAAUUCGACGCCAACAGAUUUGCUGUUUUGUACCAACAUUUUGGUAUCCCCUUCUAAAUUUCGUCCGCUAUCCGUAUACAUGGGUCGGCAAUUCGAGAACCCACAGACGCUGAACUUGCGACGAGUGUUGGAAAACUGUGCUUUGAUGAGGCACCUGUUAAAAAUAUGUUUGUCGGAAACCGGCAAGCUUGUGGACGCUGAUCAGCUGUUCUUGUCGCAGAUUCCUGGCAGCACUCCGGCGUCCAAAUACCUUCGCAUCUACUCCUACCUACAGAGCAGCGUCAAUCUGUUGUACGACAGCGACCUUGACCCUCUCUUGAGCAGGUAUACGUUUUGA
Molecule: messenger RNA, 1213 nt
Organism: Soboliphyme baturini
Lineage: Eukaryota; Metazoa; Nematoda; Enoplea; Dioctophymatida; Soboliphymatidae
Source: the annotation of a GenBank genome assembly